UCAGCGAUCUCCUCACUGCCUAAGCUUUGGAGCCAAAAUGAAGGACACCGUCCUCUUAUGGAUUCCAAUUCUGCUGGUUUUAGUGGCAAACGCAUCAUAUGGGCAAAUUUCUACCAUUAACGUGGCAGCAGGGAAGCCCAUAACAGCAACUUCAACUUGCGGCGUAGGCUUGAGUGAACCGGAGAUAUACUGUACGUUGGCUAGCGUCCCUGGAAAAUUUGGACUCAGAGGCUUAAAAUGCGACCAUUGUGAUCCUAAUAAUUUUUACAAAGACAGAAAUAUCAAGUUUGCUGUUGAUGGUUCGGAAAGAUGGUGGCAAUCUCCUCCGCUGUCCCGAGGUCUGGACUACCAGAAAGUGAAYAUYACAAUCGAUCUGGAGCAGGAAUAUCAAGUUGCAUAUGUUGUUAUCAAAACUGGCAAUGCACCACGUCCUGGAGUAUGGUCUCUUCUGCGAUCAGUUGAUGGUGGUCGCACUUUUACCCCAUGGCAACACUUUGCUGGCUCAAGAAAAGAAUGUCUCAAGUACUUUGGCAUUGAGAGCUAUCUGCCCCUCACACGAGACGACUCUGUCAAAUGUUCCACUGAGUAUAGCAAAAUCCCACCUUUCAAGAAUGGAGAGAUUCACAUUUCUCUUGGAAAAGACAGGCCAGGAUUUUCCAACUUUUCAUAUAGCCCAGUUUUACAGCAAUGGACAAAGGCAACGCAUAUCCGUCUKCAGUUAAGAAAAGUGAAGACAUUGCUUACAGAUCUGUUGCCACUUGCACGAGAAGAUCCAACGGUUACUAGGAGGUAUUUCUAUUCCAUCAAGGAUAUAUCAGUUGGUGCUAUCUGCAUGUGUAAUGGUCAUGCUGCACAGUGUGUAGAGUCCCAACARGGUGGCAAAUCUGAGUUUGUUUGCCAAUGUAAGCAUAAUACUUGUGGUGCCAAAUGUGACAGGUGCUGUCCAUUCUUUGUGCAGAAAAAAUGGAGUCCAGGAAAACCUUGUGAAGCUUGUAACUGUCACAGGCAUUCGUCUGAGUGUAGAUACGAUCCAAAUGUUGAUGCUAAUAAACAAAGUCUUGAUUUAAACAAUAAGUAUGAAGGAGGUGGAGUGUGUAUCAACUGUCAGCAUAAUACUGCUGGUAUWAACUGUGAACAGUGUAAAGCAGGCUAUUAUAACCCUACUGGAGUACCAAAGACGUCACGUGAUGCAUGUAGACCUUGCAACUGUAAUGACAAGUUUUCUAGUGGCCGUUGUUAUCCAGACACUGGAUUUUGUGAGUGCAUCACAGCUAACUAUGGUGGACCUAAAUGUGAUCGUUGCAGUGAAGGCUACUAUGGGUUUCCCGAUUGUAGGCCUUGUGAUUGUAACCCUGCCGGUACUACUGGACGGGUGUGUGGUCCCACUGGAAAUCAGUGUCCAUGUAAACCAAACUUUGCUGGAAACAAAUGUGAUCGUUGUGCUCCUGGUUAUUAUGGUUACCCUGAUUGUCGAAGUUGCAAUUGUGAUACACUGGGCGCUUUUGACAAUGUGUGCAACCCUGGCAAUGGACAAUGCCGCUGUCGACGACCUUAUGUAGGAAGACAAUGCAACCAGUGUGACCGAGGGUUCUAUAGCUAUCCGCAGUGUAAACGUUGCAACUGUGAUACUCUGGGCGCUUUUGAUAAUGUGUGCAAUCCUGGCAAUGGACAAUGCCGCUGUCGACGACCUUAUGUAGGAAGACAAUGCAACCAGUGUGACCGAGGGUUCUAUAGCUAUCCGCAGUGUAAACCCUGCAACUGUGAUUGGGAUGGCACAGGACCAAGAAUAUGUGAUCCUUUGUUGGGAAAGUGUAUCUGCCUGGAUAACUUUUCUGGYGAAAAUUGUGAUAAGUGCAAUGUUGGAUACUAUGGRUAYCCAGGAUGCAGAAGCUGUGGUUGCUCGCCUCAAGGUUCUGUUUCAUCAGCUUGUGAUGAAAAWGGUGUGUGUAAAUGCAAGCAAAACUACAUUGGUGAGAAAUGUGACCAGUGCCGCUAUGGUUUCUAUGACUACCCAAGGUGUAUUAAGUGUGGUUGUGAUGACCGUGGGUCUAGACAUGAAUUUUGUGAUUUAAARACUGGACAGUGUACUUGUAGAGGCAGUUUUAGAGGACAAAACUGUAACCARUGUAGGUCUGGAUUUUAUGGAUUCCCUGACUGCAAAGCUUGCCAGUGCAAUCCUGCUGGAAUUAAACCUAUUCCUGGUCGUCGUCUUGGAGAUUGUUCGUAYUCUAACAAUGGCCAGUGUGAUUGCAAAGACAAUGUACAAGGAUUAGAGUGUACAGAAUGUAAGAUUGGCUAUUACAAUCUGAGAGCUGAUAACCCCAAGGGAUGUGAUAGCUGUUUCUGUGACCGGGCWGGAGUUGCAUCAGGACUGGCUAAUUGUGAUGAACGUACAGGAGAGUGUACCUGYAAACAACAUGUGACAGGCAGCAGAUGCGAUACGUGUAAAGUAGGAUACUUUGGAUUGGAAGAAAAAAGAGAAUUCGGAUGCAUAGGUUGUAACUGUGAUGUCGGUGGGUCAAUUGAUCAAGUCUGUGAUACCAAGACUGGACAGUGCAAGUGUAGACCAAAUGUUGAGGGGCUCGAUUGUAGCAGRCCAGUUCGCAAUCACUACUUCCCAGAUCUACACCAGAUCAAGGCUGAAGUAGAAGAUGGCUGUGUUCCAUCAACUCCCAAUGGUAUAUCAGGAAGAGAUGUUCCAGGAAAAUUUCAGUCUGAUCCAUCAAGUCAAGGAGAUGAAAGUAUCGAUUGUAAACCUGUUAGGUUUGGUUUUGAUGACAAAGAGUUUCCUGGAUACUCGUGGAAAGGUUAUGUUGGCUUCACAGAUUUACAGAAAACAAUCACAGUCACUCUUGAAGUCCCCAAAACAGGACGCUAUCAUGUCAUCUUCAAGUAUGUCCUCAACCAAAAAGACGCUGUGGACGGCCAAAUUGUUUUCAGUCCGCGUGGCCAAGGUUCUAAGCAAAGUAGCCCAGUGACAUUCACUUCAACUCAAGUUGGUUCUACUUUUACUGAUGGGUAUGCUGUUGCUGCAGUAAAUGGCGUUUCCACACAGUUUAUGCUGACACAAGGAACAUGGGAUUUGACUUUUACAGCUCCACCAUCAAAGCUUCUUUUGGAUUAUAUAUCAGUGGUGCCSCAACAGUACUACCAGGCCAGUAUCCUUCAACGCAAGGUCAAUAACCCUUGUGUAGUGGAUGAUCAAAGUCAACUAUGCACACAGUAUUCAUACCUAAACACUAUUAGGCCUGAYUUUGUGACSGUCGAACUGGAAAAGGGAUAUAUCAUCACUCGACAGUUUGGUAGACAGCAGACUCAUGUGUUUGAUGAUGCAAGAGUWUUAGAACAACUUGCUUUCAAAGAAAUGGCAUAUCUUGAUAGAACACAGACACGUGUAACUGAGGAUAUUGAUAUAAGGAAACCAGGGAAAUAUGUGCUGAUAAUGCAGUAUUAUCACCCUUCAGACCAGGUCAAAACGUUGAACAUYUACUUGAGGUCACGACGGAGACAAGUUCAGAAAGGAACAUUUUACCUUCAUAGCUGUCGCUUUAAGUUUGGUUGCCGACAGGUUGCUCUGGAUGAGAAUAGAAAGCUGAAGGUCUUUGAAGCUGAUAAGAUUGAAAGACGUGUYGUUACACUUCUUAUUGGUGCGGAUACUUCAGUAGCUGUGGAUUCAGUAACUGCAAUACCUUUAGAGAAGUGGAAUCUAGACUAUGUAGUUCCCAGGCCCUUGUGCACAACAAAGGAYAAUAAAUGCAUUGCAUCAUCAUACCCAUUCCCUAAAGGAUCUGUACAGUUUGAUGCAGGACMAGAUGGUAGUAAACCUCCUCCAAAUAUCUUAGACCCAUCAAAGAAACUAAAGUUUGUCAAGGGCCCAUCUACUUUCAACCUUGUUGGUUCCAUACCAAAAACUGGCAAGUACUCCAUCGUUAUCCACUAUUACCAACCMAACCAUGCUAGCUUUAGUUCAAGUGCAACUAUCACUAGUGACAAAGUUUCCCUUGGAAGGGUCAAGUUUGAUAAUUGUCCCAAUGUAGAAGGUUGCCGUACAGUAAUAGAAUCAAAUGACAGGACAAGUCUAUUUGAUCUUGGGAGCCGAUCUGCGUCAGUACAGCUCGAUAUUCCRCUGAACAAGUCUCUUUGGAUUGACUAUGCAUUGCUAAUACCAGAAAGUCAAUACAGUCAGSACGUGGUGGACACACUUCCUCUAUCCUUUGCAAAAGAAUUCAUUAAGGACUGUCCUCAAGAUGGCUACUUUAUUAAACCAUCAUCGCCAUGGCCUGGUGUUUGUACUAAACCUGUCUUUUCACUUACAACCGCUUUUAAUAAUGGUACGUUGCCAUGCAACUGUAACCCCAAGGGAUCACAAAGCACUGAGUGUAGACAGGUUGGUGGGCAGUGCCCAUGCAAACCUAAUGUCAUCGGCCGUGAGUGUAAUAGAUGCAAAACUGGUUAUUAUGGCUUCCCUAACUGCAGAAAAUGUCAGUGUGUGUUYUGUAAUGAGGUGACAGGGGCAUGUGAYUGUCCACCAAACACCGUUGGCAAAAACUGUGAAGAAUGYUUGAAAGGAACUUAUGGCUAUCACCCGAUUCGUGGCUGUCAAGAUUGUCAGUGUGACAUCUCUGGUGUUAGAGGAGGSGGCAUAUCAUGUGAUGUCAUUACUGGAAAAUGUCCUUGCAAACCAUCAAGAACUGGSCCAAGAUGUGAUAAAUGUGCCGUGGGACGCUUUGGGUAUCCAUUUUGUAACCAGUGUGACUGCGACAAAAGGGGUGUUCUCUCUAAUGUCUGUGAUGCUAAGGGGCAAUGCAUUUGUAAGCCAAAUGUUAUUGGACCACGAUGUGAUAAGUGCCGUCCUGGUUACUUUAACCUUGAUCCUAGUAACCCCAAUGGAUGYACUAAAUGUUGGUGCUCGGGAGUCUCUGGCUUGUGCUCAAGUUCUAAAUUACAAAGGACUCGUUUUGGACAAAUGUUAGGCUGGAMGAUUGAGAACACAGAUGCUCCAGUAAUUGACAGUGGAUUCAAUGAGAUAACWGCAUCAGUUGCCGGGAAAAGAACAGACCCAGACAAACCUGUUUAUUGGAUAGCACCUGACGAAUAUACAGGCAGGAAGGUUUAUUCCUAUGGAGGUGAAUUAAUCUACAGUGUCAGGUAUUUUGUACCWGUAGAAGUCAAAAACCCUGUGCUGACUGAAAAGCCAGAAGUGGUCAUGCAAGGAAAGAAUGGUGUUACACUGACAUACAGAGARCAACAAAAACUCACUCCUAAUGAUGUKCACAAUAUGAGGAUACGUUUCCAUGAGAAAUACUGGUCUGUUGGUAACCAUAGCAGCGUUACACGAGAUGAACUCAUGUCAGUUCUAGUAGACAUAGAAACACUCAAGAUACGAGCCUCCUAUAGUACAUCAGUAGCAGAUACCAGCCUUAUUAAUGUCCUCAUGGACUUUGCAAGAAGCAUUCCUGGUCAACCUUUUGAUGCUACUUCUGUUGAAGAGUGCAUCUGCCCAUCUUCUGCUUCUGGUAGCUCAUGUGAUCUCUGUGGAAACGGCUACACUCGGGGUGAAGACAACAAGACUUGYGUUAAGUGUCAAUGCAAUAAACACUCUAGUGAAUGCAAUCCUGAAACUGGGGAAUGUUAUAACUGUUUGCACAACACCACAGGUGAUCGUUGUCAAGCAUGUGUCAAAGGUUUCUAUGGUGAUCCCUCCAUUGGUUCCCCAAAUGACUGUAAAUUAUGYAAAUGCCCACUAGGAAUUUCCUCAAACAGUUUUGCAUCUGAGUGUAAGCUUGACGACCAAAGAGGUUUGAUUUGUGUGUGUAAUAAAGGAUACACUGGCCCUCGUUGUUCACAGUGUGCUGACGGUUACUAUGGUGACCCGACYGAGCUUGGUAAUUACUGUAAACCAUGYCAGUGCAAUGGUAACAUUGACCCACAAGUCCCUGGUAGUUGUGACCCUUACACAGGAAAGUGCUCAAAGUGUAUCAACAAAGCUGUGGGAGAUAAUUGCGAACGUUGUCGGGAUGGUUACUAUGGCGAUGCUGUGGUUGCUAAGAACUGCCAAAAGUGCAAGUGUGAUGCUUGUGGUACCGUGACAACGUUGUGUAACUACACCACUGGKGCAUGYCAGUGCAAGAAGAACGUGAUUGGUGAUACUUGUAACAAAUGCAAGGCCAACACGUGGAACUUCAAUAGUUGUCUGGGAUGUGAGGACUGUAACUGUGCGAAUGCUUCGUUGGGUCAGUCAUGUGACACUAGAACUGGACAGUGUCUUUGUAAACCUGGUGCCAUAGGAAGAAAAUGUGAUCGAUGCCAGGCUGGUUUCUGGGACUAUAAACCUGAGGGCUGYCAAGAAUGCAAUUGCCCUAAAGACAAGGAUAACAUGUGGGGAUUCUGCGAUGUGAACACAGGGCAGUGCUGYAAACCAGGUGGUAACUGUACAAUAUGUCCGCCUAACUACAUUCUGACUCAAACCGGCUGUGAAUAUUGUGGAGAGUGUGUAGGACGGUUGUUGAAGACRGCCACUGGUCUUGACCAAAACAUCACAAGAGUCCUAGACUACUUGACAAGAGGAGCUGCAGGACUCAUUGCGGAGGCAAAGUUGAAAGAUCUUAAUGAUACCGUAAAUAAGUUGAUUCCACCUACCAACAUGUACACACACACUAUGGAAAAAGUCGCUAUCACUGUAGGAUUAUCAGUGAACAAUCAAACAGCUGUUCCUCUUCCAUUUGCUCGAUAUCCAUUGAGCUCUACCAGCGGAGGCAUGGAUGUUAGUAACAAYCAUCCUAGUGCAGACGUUCAAACGUCAUCGUACACUGACAGUCCUAAUGGUCUUGAYAGUGCUGUKGUUCUUGAUGGCAAUCAAAACAGCUAUGUUGCUAUACGUGGUGCCAACUUCAGCACUGGAAAUUAUCGUAAUGAUAUGGAGGAUUUCCAAUUUUACAUCAAUGAAGUAUUAAUUGAGGAAAUGGGUAUGCUUGGCGCUGGUGGCAUUGAUAUGGGAGCUGCUGAAGUGCGUAUUGGAGCACAGAAGAACGUUAUCGACUAUUUCUCUGGAGCCGUUUCAUGUCUGCAGAUAUUUGAUGAAGCGCUUAAUAUUCAACAGAUAGCUUUGCUUAAGAGUGCUUGCAGUGCAGACUUUGUCCAACCUCCACUCCCUUCAACAAAAUCACUAAAACAUCAAUCCAAAGAGAGUCAAACAAUGACACACAAAAUGGAAGAAAAAAUGUCYAUGUUGAUGAAAGAAACAAUAGACUCGAGUAUGAAAGCCACCAAGUCUAAGACUGAUGCUUUUGACUUGGAACAAGAUAUUCGUGAUGCAUUGAACAAGUCAAGAAAUAUAAUAAACAUAGCUGGAGGCAUUGCAGACACCCUAAAAUCAGGCUCAGCCAACCAAAGCAUGCUACUGAAAGAAGCAGAAGAAAUCCUUAAAGAGUUACAAAAUAGAGACUUCACUGAUUUGAACAACACAGUGAACAAUGAACUUGACAUCAUCGCAUCAGUGGCUGGCACAGCUAGAAUGCUGUUAAAUGAAACACUUGGUCUCCAUGACCAGGCWAAUAGAGCCAAAGAAAUGAUUGCAAAGUUAAAAAAAGAAUUCAUGGGGUUAUUGGAUACUAGUGUKAAAAUCUUGGAGAACGUUACCAUUGCUGAGAAAUGGAACGAUAAAAGUAAACAUUACGACUACAUGACUCAAAUUAUGGAAGCGAAAGCAAAGAAAGAAGCCAUGCAAGAGACUUUAAACAUGGUGCAAGACGUACUUAGGAAGACUUCAGUCAGCCUUAURAAUGCAACCCAAAGUUUUGAGAGCUUCAAUGGCAGCUUUGCUCGUCUUGACGAUCUCAUUCGUCAAGUCUACGAUAGAUUCAAGAACCUUACGAUGAUGAUCAAUGAUCUACAACCCUUAGCAAGACGAGCUGGCAAUCACUCUGAAGUAUUACGAAAGCAAGCUAAAGUCCUAGAAGAUCUCCUAGAAGAUACCAAACAGUUCUCAGAGAAAGCUCUUAACGCUUCGAAGGCUUACUCUAACAUUGCUAACAAAUUGAAUGAAGCGCUAGAAAUUGCRAGACAAGCUGAAGGGAAUGCUACACAAGCACAGGAAAAGGCAAAACAUGUGAGUGACAGAGCAAAGGUAUCAAACGACAACAGCAGAGACAUCUUGAACAAAUCAAGAGUUGCAAAAGACAGGGUCGAAGGCAACCUACAAAACCUUCUUGACAAUCUCAAAGAUCGCAUUGAAAAGCUAAAAAGAAAGAUCGCGUCUGUGGAAGUUGAUUUGGGGAUGGUUGACGAUACUUUUGAGGAGAUUGAUAAACAUGGUGACAUGGGCGCCAGGGCAAAUACUGCUGAGAARAACGCCACAGAUUACCAAAUGGUUGCAAACGAUGCUUAUGAAAUCGCAAGGAAAAUUGAGGAUGCACUACCACAACUUGAACAACUGAAACAAGAUAUCAUUUACGCCAACAACAACAUUACUGAGACAGAAGUGGAAAUGUUGGAUGCUGUGAAUAAAUCAUUGAAUCUGAAGGAUCGUAUCACGGUAGUCAGUACCAAACAGAAAAGAAUCCAAGAUGAACUUAAGACUGAAGUUUUGGAUGUGAUACGAGAGAUUCAGAACAUGCUCAGUGAGUCUCAUGGCAUACUAAAGAGUUUAGAUCAAGUGAUGGACUUCACCGGUGAAACGUUUACCAAUCCCCCUCCACCACCACUGUCACGUGGCUCGAGCKCCUUCAAAGACAUUGAACUACUGAUAAAACCUCGUGUGGAGAAUGCACUUCUGUUGUACUUUGGACGAAUUUUAAAUACACAGCGACUGCGGAGACAGGCUGGUCAAGAAUGUGAAUGGGAUUUCAUUGCUAUAGAAUUAAAGAACAGCAAGGCUCAUGUCGUCAUGUGCAUCUCUAAAAGAUUAGCAACAAUUACUAGUGAGGAGGAUUUGAGACCAUUUAAGGAAUCUGAGACAACAGACAAAUUGGUUUUGGCAGGAAGUGAAUCAAAAGACCCGUAUUACAAGAUCCGCUUUCAACUGAAUGGUGAURGUGCAACUCUGAACGUCGAGGAGUACAUUAGCAACAAAAAAGACGUCAUAACAUAUAAAACAAAGAAAACUAAGAUCACUGCUUCUAGCCCCGUGUUUCGUGUGGAUCCUGAUAAUAGUCAUCUGUUGGUUGGUGGUGUCCCUGAUGGUGUUCAAGUACCAAAGGAAGUAUCACGUGUUAUGUACCAGGGAGCAAUGGAUGGUGUCAGGAUUGACUUUGUUCCUGUUGGAUUGUGGGAUACCAAGGAACUUAUCAAACCAAAGUUCACCUUCAUAAGGCAAGCCUUCAAGAAAGAUGUCGAGAAUGAGUAUCAAUUCUUCGGAAACAGCUUCAUCAAAAGUGGAAAAUUCAAACGAAGCAUACUCUAUGACUUCUCKUUUGAUUUCAAAACUAUUCAAUCUAAUGGCGUCCUUCUUCUUGCCGUAGAAGGAAAUAAAUAYACUAUGGUCGACAUUGUUAACUCUCGGCUACGCUACAGCUAUAACAUGGGUUCUGGUAAUGCUAGCGUCGUGUCGAAUAAGAUUGUCAGUGAUGGCAAAACACAUAGCGUUCAAAUAUUAGAAACCGGUGAUGAUUUKGAUCGAUUUGAUUUCAUAAUCACCGAUGGCAAAGGAGUCAAGGAAGAAGUUGCUAAAGAAAAACUUUUCUACGAGAAUAAAGAGUAUAAUGGACAAGUGGUGGCCGAGUACGUUUAUUUUGGCGGUGCUGAAAAAUACCCGAAGUUGCCCGCUGGAAUGGAAAAUAGUGAUAUUAAGAACUUCAUAGGUUGUAUGUCUAAAAUUAAGACCAGCAUUUCUAACCGACCGAAGCCUGGAGACGACGUCUUUGUGAAUAUCCAGAAAUUUUGUGAUAAAGAUCAACCCGCUCGUUAUGUCACAAUGGUCUCUGAUAAUAGUUACCUGGCACUGAAGCCGUUCCCGCUAMRAAAMCGGCAGCUCUCUAUCGGUAUUGCUUUCAAGACAAAAUCCGAAUAUGGCAUCAUAUUGUUCCAAUCACAUAUGUCYAACAAAGAUACUCUGAUCUUAGCCAUGAAGGAAGGCCGUGUUGAAUUUAUGGCGAAUGCCGGUGAUGUACCAGUCAAAAAGACGACGAAAAAUACUUACAAUGAUGACAAGUGGCACAUCAUAACAGUUACCCAAUUGGGUUUAGAAGUUACUCUGGACGUUGAUGGAGAGGAUUUUAAGGGAAGAUUCGUACGUCAUCAGAUCAUCCAAACGACCUCUGACCUAUUUAUCGGUGGACUGGGUCCUAAGGAAAAGGACACAAUGAGAAGUGAGGGUGAACUUAUUAAAGGCUCAAUGAAGACAUUGGCAGGAGCGUCAUUUAGAGACUUAAUUUUUAAUGGAGAACUUAAGAGCUUUACAAAGGACAAGAUUAGUAGCGUAAACGUGGUAUUCGAUGUUGAGGAACUCCCUGAAAGCAAGUUGACAGAUUUCAUAAUCCCUAAACCACCAACAACAGAACCUCCUCAAACAACAACAGUUGAAUCCACACCGAAAGAACCUUCAGCAACGGUAGCUACAGAGGCUACAACAGAAAUGCCUACUACUGGAGCAAUGUCAACUACUGCUACUAUGUCCACUACCGCUGAAGUGCCAACCACUACUACAGCGCCCACCACUACAGAGACUUCUACAACAUCAGCGAUGUCUACAACAACAGCGAUGUCUACAACAACAGCGAUGCCGACAACAUCAGCGAUGCCUACAACAACAGCGAUGCCUACAACUACAGCGUCUACAAUGGCUCCGACAACAUCACAGUUUUGCAGCCCAGUUGAGCCUGUGAUAAGGGAUGCAGCGGUAAUUGAUUAUGGAAUGGAACGGUACAGCUAUGCACAGUAUACUAACAUCAUGAAAAAUGACGUCAUGAGGAAAGUCGUUGGUAGUAGGACAAAGAUUGCAUUAGAAUUCCGUGCUGCCAAUCCAGAUGGUAUCCUAUUCUAUAGUGCAGCUGGUGACGCAGACUAUACUACUUGCUAUAUGUUGAAUUGGAGGGUGAAGUGUCGYUUCAAUGCUGGUGGUGGUGCUGCGGAUCUCGUGUCGAAGAAGAAGUACGACGAUGGAAAAUGGCACAAGUUACUUUUCAAUCGUAAGAGGAAGAACGGUACKUUAAGGAUCGACAAUACUAAAGUAGCAAGUGGCACUGGUGGAGGUUCACAAGGGAAUGUAGACGGACUCAAUGAUUUCUACUUAGGAGGGGUACCCAAAGGAUUUUCGCCCAAGCGUGUUGAGGACAAGCAAUCACAAUGGGCGUUCCCAGGAUGCAUCCGAGGUCUGACCGUGUCCUCUAAACCAGCUGGAGAACCGGACAAAAAACAAGGGACAACUGGCUGUGCUAAGGGUAACGUAGAGAGCGGUGUACACUUUGACAAUGGUUUCAUCGUUGUAGACGAUAAGUUUGGAGUUGGCUUCAAGAAAACGAUAAUGUUGGAAAUCAGACCUCARACAGACACUGCGUUGAUUUUAUCAGCGAUUAGUCCUAAAGGAGACUUUAUUGUCCUAGAGCUCGUUAAGGGAGAGAUAAUAUUCCGAAUGGAAAAUGGCAAUGGUCCAAUCGAGGUACGUUACACUCCCAGUGUCAAAAACGAACUUUGUGAUGGUCGAUGGCAUCGCAUCAGAGUUGUGAAGAAUGGCAAGAAUGCCGCGUUGACUGUAGACGAGAACGAUGAAAACAGUCGCUCUGGUGAUGGCAAACUACAAAACGCAGACAUCUUUGAUCCUUUGUACCUCGGUGGGGUUGCAGACGGAUUUUCUCACAAAGGUCUCACCACGACAGAGCGUUUUAAAGGAUGUAUGCGUAGCUUGGUCGUAGAGAACGUCAAAAUGGCACCCAUCUACCACCCCGUCAGGCAGGCUGGCAAUGUAUACAUUGGGGGCUGCCCAAUGGCACCAGCACCACCGCCUUAGAAAUCACCGCAGAAUAUUUUCUAUUUCUAGUUGAAAUCAUAACAAUUUUGCUACUUGGAUUGUUUUAUUAGUUCUUUUAUUUUUAGAAAAGCAAGAUCUUUUUGUGCGUUUUUAAAGUUAAGGAUUUUGUUAAUAAAAUGUAUAUGAUAUAUUGA
Molecule: messenger RNA, 12096 nt
Organism: Exaiptasia diaphana
Lineage: Eukaryota; Metazoa; Cnidaria; Anthozoa; Actiniaria; Aiptasiidae
Product: laminin subunit alpha
Exons: 58
Coding region: 38-11941 (3967 amino acids)
Source: RefSeq, a predicted model, not a curated record